Cuscuta campestris is the source of this 3278-nucleotide messenger RNA. The record is from the annotation of a GenBank genome assembly. NCBI's taxonomy places the organism in Eukaryota, Viridiplantae, Streptophyta, Magnoliopsida, Solanales, Convolvulaceae.
AUAGCGCCGUACUAUUUAAAGUCAAACACACAUGCGCCAAAUGAUCAUCCCUUCCCUUACAAUUACACCAUUCCAUGAACCAGCACACCAUUCUUUUAGCUUCCUCAGAAUUAGUGCCCACAAUAAUGUUCUUGUUCACCCAAACCAGCCUCUGCAUCUUCACACUGUUAAUCUCAGCUUUCCCAUUUUAUGGAGCAUCCCAAGCUACCAUGAAUCAUGAAAGGUCAAUUCUUCUUGAUUUGAAAACCCAUUUUUCAGACCCACCAAACAUCUCCCACUGGUCUUCAUCCUCCCCCGAUCACUGCGCCUGGCCGGAGAUUACCUGCCGAGACGGCGCCGUCACCGGAGUUCGCCUCGGCUGGGUUCUGAUCAACAGCACAGUCCCACCCUUCAUCUGUGAACUCAAGAAUCUGAGCUUUCUUGACCUGAAUCACAACAAUUUGAAUGGCCCAUUUCCUAAAGCGCUCUACAAUUGCUCAAAGCUUGAAUUUUUAGACCUUUCUUUUAACUACUUCAGUGGACUCAUCCCAUCUGAUAUUGCCCGGCUUUCGCCCGAGCUUCGGGCUUUGAAUCUUUCUUCCAACUCCUUUGUGGGCGGCAUCCCUGCUGGAAUUGGAGGGUUGAAAGGGCUAAAAGAGCUUCAGCUUGCAGCAGUUGUCCCAAAUGGCUCAUUCCCUUCUGAGAUUGGAAACUUGUUGAAUCUUGAAUUUCUUGUUCUGAGCCAGAACCCCUUCUCUCCGCAGGAAAUCCCGCAGAGUUUUGCCCAGUUGAAGAAACUGAGGAGUCUGUGGAUGAAUGAGGCAAAUCUGAUAGGCGAAAUCCCGGGGAACCUCAGCAAGUUAACAGCUUUAGAGUUCUUGGAUUUAUCAUCCAAUGAGUUGACUGGAGACAUUCCCAGUGACCUGUUCUUGCUCAAGAACUUGACCACUGUUUACCUCUACGUGAACAGAUUGUCAGGGCCUAUUCCUAAACCUGUUCUGCCCUCGAAUUUGGAGAAUAUCGACUUUUCGAAUAACAGCUUGACAGGAAGCAUCCCGGGAGAAUUCGGGAAUCUGACAAAGUUAGAGGGGUUGAUCUUGUUCAUGAAUCAACUGUCUGGCAAAAUACCAUCAGGAAUGGGUAGAUUGCCAGCUCUGUCUUGUGUCAAGCUGUUCCAGAACAACCUAGUAGGCGAAAUUCCACCAGAUUUUGGUCGGUUUUCGAACCUUGAACUAUUCGAUGUCUCCUCGAACCAUCUCACAGGCUCCCUACCGGAUGGUUUGUGCGAUAACAAAGCGUUGAAUUUCUUGUUUGCCUUUGGUAACAACCUCACAGGUGAGCUGCCUAGAUCGCUUGAGGAUUGCGACACGUUGAAUGAGGUCCGGGUCGAAAAGAACAGUCUUUCUGGGAAAUUUCCUUAUGGGUUGUGGAGAGUUAAAAGUUUGUCAAAGUUGAUGAUUUACAACAACAAGUUGCGUGGUCAGCUGCCACAAGAGGUUUCCUCAAACCUGUCUCUUGUUGAUAUCAGCAACAACCGAUUUUCGGGCGAAAUUCCUUUUGUCAUCUCGACUUGGACCAAUCUCAACACCUUUAAGGCAAGCAAUAAUCUCUUGACAGGUAAAAUCCCUCAAGAACUCACAGUUCUUAAAUCAUUGUCUGUCCUUAUGCUUGAUGGCAAUAUGCUUUCUGGUAACUUUCCCUCAAAUAUUACUUCUUGGAAGUCUCUGUCGACAUUGAUAUGCAGCAGAAACCAGCUCUCCGGGAAAAUCCCUCCAGCUUUAGGCCUUUUGCCAAACCUUAACCAGCUGGACCUGUCCGAAAACCAUUUCUCUGGCAAAAUCCCACCUGAAAUUGGUCAUCUAAGGCCAACUUCACUCAACCUCUCGUCCAAUGAUCUCUCCGGGAAAAUCCCAGAAGAACUUGAAGUCGCAGCAUUCGAGAAGAGCUUCCUGAACAAUCCCAGUCUCUGUGCUGCCACACCCUCCAUAGGACUCGCGACUUGCAAUCCAAAACCCAAGAAAUAUGACAAGAUUCCAGCCAAAGUUAUGGCCAUUCUUGGAAGCAUAUUGGCAUUUCUGUCCCUGAUAGUCAUCGCGUACAUGCUGUUCGUGUUCACAAGUUACCGGAAGAGAAAGACAGAUGUGGUAAAAGACUGGAAGCUCACCCCAUUCCACAGCCUGAGCUUCACAGAAUCAAACAUUAUACAAAACUUAGAGGAGAAAAAUGUGGUCGGUAGCGGCGGGUCAGGAAAGGUUUAUGUUGUGCCAUUGAGAGGAGAGGAAGUUGCGGUGAAGAGGAUAUGGAGCAGCCACAAGAUGGAUGAGAAUCUGGAGAAGGAAUUUGCUGCAGAAGUUGAGAUACUCGGCACAAUUCGGCACUCCAACAUAGUGAGGCUACUGUGCUGCAUCUCAAGCGAGGAGUCUAAGCUUCUGGUUUACGAGUACAUGGAAAACCGCAGCCUUGAUCUGUGGCUUCAUCCGAAGAAGAAACGGUCACCAGGUCAGGUCUUGGAUUGGCCCACCAGGCUUCGAAUCGCAGUCGGAGCUGCCCGGGGGCUCUCACACAUGCACCACGACAGCUCGCCGCCGGUUGUUCAUAGAGAUGUCAAGUCCAGCAAUGUUCUUUUGGACUCCGAAUUCAAUGCCAAGAUUGCGGAUUUCGGGCUGGCCAGAAUAUUGGCAGGGCAGGGUGGUUCCAACACUGUUUCAGCCGUUGCUGGAUCCUUUGGCUACAUAGCUCCUGAGUAUGCGCAUACGAGGAGAGUGAAUGAGAAAGUCGACGUGUACAGCUUCGGGGUGAUUCUCCUAGAACUGGCAACGGGAAGAGAGCCGAACGACGAGGACGAGGAGUGUUGCCUGGUCGACUGGGCGAGGCACCACGUGGAACAAGGGAAGGCGAUAGGGCUCGCCUUGGACGGGAGCAUCCCGGGGCCCGCGGAGGAGAUGUGUGGGGUGUUCAAACUAGGGAUCUUUUGCACAAGUGUGAGUCCAGCUAAGAGACCUAACAUGAAAGAGGUCUUGAGAUUCCUCCAACAUCUUUCACCACCUGAUGGGGAAAUGGUCAAAGUUUGUGAGCAUGAUGGUGCUCCUUUGCUCAUGUAUUCCAAAUCCAAUGGUGGAUAUGGUGGAAGUGGUCAUGAGCAUUUUCUAUUGUAGGACCCAUUUGGUAAUAGCUUCCACGUUUAGCUUUAGUCUUUCCAAAAGUAUCAAUAUAUGGAGGUUCGUAUUUUUUAUCGUUAAAAUAUGAGUACAAUGUCAAUAAUGUCAAUAUAUAGUACCAAAAAAAUACAGUGGAAUGCU